AUGAAGUUGCAUCGCCGUAAUGCUUUCACAACUACGGGGACAAUCCUAACUGGCACUCCAAAUGCAUGCGGAUGGCAUGACACCUAUAUAGAUCCUGAUGCUCCCAACACGUUCGCGUGCCAAGAUUCUUCUAGCUGUGUUUAUCAUAUGUCAAACAGCGCUUUCUCUGGUCUGGUAGGAUGCUGCUCAGGCCAACACUGUGGAUUUGAGAGCGUCUGUUACAAUGCCGCGCAAGUCACUGCGACGCCAUCGUUGACUUCAGGCAACAUAGCUUUCGCCCUUUUCUGCACAAAUUCCACCUCACCUUCAUGUGGGACGUACACAUGGCCAGGCGCUGCCCUGACCGACUAUGUGUGUGAUACCACAACCUUUGUGUCAAACAUCUAUACCGUGGCAACAUGGGGAGAACCCGAAGACGGGACAAUACUUUGGGCUACUCAAUAUAUUACUAAGAUAGAUGACGAGACUAUGAGCAUGUACUCCUCUUUAUACGACACGUCAACCUCGGUGUCAAAGCCAAACCGUCAAGCGACUUCCACAAGAUCUAUAACUGCGGCCACGACCACUGCACAGCCAACCGCAUCUAGCUCUGGCAGUUCCGGCUCGUCGAUCUCUUCUGGUACAAUUGCGGGUAGUGUUGUUGGGAGCAUUGCAUGCGCCGGUGUUAUUGGAGCCGGUGUUGUCUUCCUACUUUGGAAGAGGAGGAAGUCGCGCCAGCAAGAUGGAUUGAAUGAUCCAGCGCAAGUCCAAUACCAGUCUGUUCCAAAAGACCAGUCGGAUCAUUCUGAGUGGGGAAUACAACAAGCUGUGGAAGUUGAGGCAAGCGACUCGGUCCACAAGAUGGCAGAGGCCCCGGGAAGCACCCCUCACAAUGCGUCGCAGGAAGUCAGUUCCAAUGCCUUCAUUGCGGAGCUUCCAUCGCCGGAUGAUGGAAAGCACCAUUGA
Penicillium samsonianum is the source of this 945-nucleotide messenger RNA. RefSeq lists its product as uncharacterized. NCBI's taxonomy places the organism in Eukaryota, Fungi, Ascomycota, Eurotiomycetes, Eurotiales, Aspergillaceae. The record is from RefSeq and is a predicted model, not a curated record. Bases 1 to 945 code for a protein of 314 amino acids. The transcript has 2 exons.